AUGACAUCCCCUUGGAUGCUCCCCCAGGAGCUGACCGACCAGAUUAUCCAGCUUUGCUUCGACCAUCUCUGCCGCAAUCUACCCGAAACCGAGCAGUUGUUUGAGAGCGAAAUCCUGGAGUUCCUGCAUCUGAGACGUGUUUGUCCUUCGCUCAAUGCAGCUGUUGAGCAUAUACUCCUGCGCCUUGAUGCAGUCCCCCUAUGUACGGAUCAAUAUACUCCGCUGGCUAGGCUGAUGCUCCUGCAUGCAAUAAGACAAGGGAAAAAGGAAAAAUACCCCAUGGUUCCGACUAUAAGAACAGCUGGCGAUCUUAUCCUCUCGGGAAUGCGAAUUAGCAAAGUCGGCUCGCGCUCGCAGGACUGGGUUUGGAAGACGAUUUGUCUCAGUCUCACAGAUGGAGCCACCUUGGUUCGACUGUAUGAUUUCUGCUCGAAGGCGUAUGUCCGGCCCAUUCAAAUCAAACUGUCAUACUUAAUUGCCAUCCGGGCUACCGCGUACGAGGGGAGUGUGUCACUCCUGGAGGCACUCUUGGAUCAGGAGCCAGGCGCCUGUUCAAUCACUACAACAGGACUGGACCAUCCCAUUCUCACCGCGGCUCGGCGGGGGAACCUGGGCGCGGUUAAAGUUCUUGCUGAGAGGAACUCUGAAGUAGACUUUAAUUUCGUGUCUGACCGCAAUGGGAAUACAGCUCUUCACUUUGCAGCUGGGUCGGGCUGUCUCCCCUUGUUUGACUUCUGUCUCCAUCGCCUCCACAUAAGCAGCACAUUUCGCAACAUAAUUCGCGAGAGCCCGUUGCGCAUAGCAGCUUCCCUAGGACGAAUAGAUAUUGUCGAGAGUGUUUGCCGACAUCAUGAACAAGAGCACAUGAGAUCUAUUUGGAGCGGGUUCUAUUUCGAAGAUCCCAGGGACAGCGACUUGUGCGACGAGGUCUCGGAGAUGGAGACUGCUGCUGCUGCAAGUGGUCAGACUGCGGUUCUCGAAUGCAUCUUUACUAAUAUGAAGGAUCUCGUUUGGGGUUUGAUGCAUAGACGUGCAGUUCUACACAACGGCCACAUGGAUGCUGUCAAGUUGAUCCUGCGCCAUUCGGUCAUCGAACACCCAGAUCUUCUCGCAGAUGCAGCAUUGGAUGGCUUGAAAGAGUCCAUUGAGUGUGAGAACAUGGAGGCCCUGGACUACUUUCUUAAAUUUGGGUGCCCUUCAUGGGAUUUAGGAGCUGGAAACAAGGACGCUAUAGAGCUUAUCUUCGAGUACGGCAGUGACGAGGUUAUUAGGUAUGUAUCCAGCCACCCGGCGGUGCAAGGGAGUCUACUACUACACGAGGGAAUUGAAAUUCUCGUCAAUCGCUGCAGAAAGGACUUUAUCGAGGUGCUCUUUACUUAA
Messenger RNA from Aspergillus versicolor CBS 583.65, 1380 nucleotides. RefSeq lists its product as uncharacterized. The record is from RefSeq and is a predicted model, not a curated record. Gene Ontology annotation, molecular function: protein binding. Lineage: Eukaryota; Fungi; Ascomycota; Eurotiomycetes; Eurotiales; Aspergillaceae. The coding region runs from base 1 to 1380 and encodes 459 amino acids. The transcript is spliced from 2 exons.